Onychostoma macrolepis is the source of this 3278-nucleotide messenger RNA. Its product is annotated as protein-L-isoaspartate O-methyltransferase domain-containing protein 2. Gene Ontology annotation, biological process: protein modification process. The coding region runs from base 240 to 1436 and encodes 398 amino acids. Gene Ontology annotation, molecular function: protein-L-isoaspartate (D-aspartate) O-methyltransferase activity. NCBI's taxonomy places the organism in Eukaryota, Metazoa, Chordata, Actinopteri, Cypriniformes, Cyprinidae. The transcript has 6 exons. The record is from RefSeq and is a predicted model, not a curated record. Gene Ontology annotation, cellular component: cytoplasm.
AUGCAUUUGACGUCUUCGUGCGUGUGACGUCAGUGCGUCAGCUGGUUUAUGUUUACAUCGCAUCAAUUUUUUCGCAGUGAAGUUAGACCUUAUUGUGCCCGGAUCCAAAUACACGACAUACGCGUUAAUGUAAUCGAUGGACAUUGCUGGUUUGCACGAGACAACCGCUGAGGUCCGAAAUCACACGACAGUGAUAGACACACCUCAGGACUGUCCUUAGAAGCUCUUCUGCUUUCAUCAUGGGUGGAGCCGUGAGCGCGGGUGAGGAUAACGACGAGCUGAUUGACAACCUGAAGGAGGCCCAUUACAUCCGCUCAGAUCUGGUGGAGAGGGCCUUCAGAGCCAUUGACAGAGCAGAGUAUUACCUGGAGGAGUACCGUGACAGUGCUUAUAAAGACCUGGCCUGGAGGCAUGGAAACCUCCAUCUGUCCGCUCCAUGCAUCUACUCGGAGGUGAUGGAGGCCUUGGACCUGCAGCCUGGCCUGUCUUUUCUCAAUCUGGGCAGUGGGACGGGCUAUCUCAGCACCAUGGUGGGCCUUAUACUGGGUCCGUUUGGUGUGAAUCAUGGUGUGGAACUGCAUGCAGAUGUGGUUGAUUAUGCAUAUCAGAAACUUGACCACUUUAUCAAAACCAGCGACAGCUUUGACAAGUUUGAGUUCUGUGAGCCGACCUUUGUGGUGGGGAACUGUCUGGAGAUCCCUCCGGAGAGCCGGCAGUAUGACAGGGUGUACUGUGGAGCAGGAGUUCAGAAAGAGUAUGAGAACUACAUGAAGAACCUGCUAAAGGUUGGCGGGAUCUUAGUUCUCCCCUGGAGGAGAAGGUGUUUGACCAAGAUCACCCGCACAGGUCAGAGCUCCUGGGAGACCAAGAAAAUCAUCGCUGUGACCUUUGCCCCGCUCGUCCAGCCCAAACAGAAUGUCAACGGCAGACCUAGGAGCGUUCCUUUACCCAUUUUUGAGGUGCGGACAUUGCAGGACCUGUCCCGGAUUGCUAUUCGCCACACUCUGCGGCAGCCCAUAGCUAUGGGGGAAGGACGCACAAAGAGACGGGUGUCUUUCCCAGGGGCCCGGGCCAUGCACCGCUACGGGCCCCGCUUCGAACGCCGCCGCUUCUGCCGCCGUUUCUACCGCCAGUGCGUCAACUCCGUGGUUCUCCACGACUCCAUGAUUCCCACAGCCAUGGAUGACUGCAACUACCCCGGAGGGGUGGAAGAGGAAGAAGAGGAAGUGGAGGAGGAAGAGGAAAGGGGUUGCCGCCGAGUGAGAGAAGACCUGCCCGAGGAGGACGAGGAAGGAUGCAGCGGCACCGAAGAGGAGAAAAGCAAAAGCGGCUGCGCUCUUGCAGAGCCUCCUGUUAAUAUUCUGAGGGAGAAGAUUCUAAGACUCCCGUUACCUGAACCCCUGAAGAUGUAUCUGCUGUAUUACAGGGAGAAAUGAGACGUGGCGAGAGAUAAUACAUGCAGUGUAGCGCUAAGACGAUUAGACGUGAAGAAAAGCCUUUCUCCUCUUCCUCCUCCUCUCAACUGGAUUAGCAUGACAAUUAAGUCCUCAAUUAAUGGCAUCAUGAUAUCCAUGUCCCUUUGAGAAGCAAAGCUCCUUGAUUCGGGAUGUACAGAGAUGGAACUGAAGGACUGAGCUCAUUUCCUGAAUAAUCAACGUCGCCUGAGCUCAUGCAGCUCUUUUUUAAUUCAGUAUUCCCCUCGAUAGACAUGAUCAAAGUGUACGAUACGAUACAUUGUCCCUGUGGGAAAUGCUUGUUGCUGUGAGCUCUUUUAGAGUAGCAUCGCUUUGGAAAGUGGCAUAGUUUGACAUGGCGGAUUGAUUUUUUUUUUUAUUGCUUUAAGGUGCGGUCACAAUUACCCUAGCUUGGUGAAAUCCAGUCAUUUCAAUAGGAAUAUGCGCGACUGGGAGUUUCGCGCAAGGAUGGAAAAGCUCCUCAUGCAGAUUUCGUUCGUGUUCAUGUUGGUCAAGCGAAUUCCCCACGACAAAAAGGAAGCUGCUUGGUUUGAAGUGACUUCUGUGUGAGCGGUGCUUCACGCGAUUGGAGUUUCGUGCGAGUACGUAAAAAUUCCUCAAGCAGAUUUCAUGUCUACGUUGGUAACGCAAGUUUGCCGUGUUGACUUGAAAAACUGCUUGGUUUGAAAGUGACUGUUCUGACAUUGGACUUUCUUUGCUUGCGAAAUUUCUCUAAUGUGGCCGCACCUUUACACGAGACCCCAAAGUUGGCCCUGUUUUCCUUGCCUCUACUGUGUUCUCCAAAAUACUGAAUAACAUCUGCAUGUGUACUGCCGUAGCGCACCCGCAUUUUGUCAAUAUUGGAGUUUGUGGUGGUAUGAUGCAUUUUAUUAUGUAAACUCGAUUACCGUUGCUGGUAGCGUUACAUUUGACGCAGCAUUGUAACUUUAUUCCACACUUGUAUGAAGGCAGAGUGUCAUAUCGCAAGCUUUACAAAUACAAUUGUAAAGGUUGUGUGAAAAUAAAAAUACAAAUUUUUAGUAAAAUUCUAUUUAUUGGUAAUCACCAAAAAUUGAAGGUAUAUGAAGCACUUGGGUAUUUUUCACGAAUUCCAAUCGUUGUGCUCAGAAUCUUUGGCCCUACUCAGGAAUACUUUAGAAAAACAUUUUAUUUCAUUUUUUAACUCCUUCACAGAACAAGAAGACCAAAAUGUUAGGACCUUUCUAUUUUUUGACCAAAAAUGUUGAAAAUGAUCUGCUUUUUGUAUAUCACAGUGGUGGUAAAAAGACCUCUGUACAGGAAGACUAUUCUGAGCAUACAAUGGUAGGAUCUGGCAAUUCUAUGAUCCCAGGUUCGAUUUCUACACAUUUCAUCAGUUCAGGAGCAUUUUAAUUUAGUUCUCUUUGAUGAGACCAAUGCUUAGGUAGCCCACAAAAUUCAGGAUAUAUUGUCAUAAGGAAAGUCUUUACUCAUCUGAGGUACAAGCAUAUCUACCAGGUUUUGCUUGAAGCGAUUGUGUGCUUGUAGGUGACAGAACCUUCAAUAAAGUUUGAGUUUGCACACUAGACAACACAUUGUUUCCGUUCAUUUUAUGUGUAUUGUAGUUGCAGUAUGUAAAAAUGUUUUAUUAAGUGGAAAUAAUACAUCAUUUGAACACUCAUUUAUUGUAGUUUGAGAAACCAGAAUUAGGAUGUUUAGCUCACAAACCCUUUCAGCUUCACUUAUUCUUCAGCUCUGAUAAUACAUGAACAAUGUAACAUUUUCGCUACCACAAUGUGCAUAUUAAACAAUAAAAAAAGUAAACUUGUUUUUCCAUUUUCUGUC